CUGUUUCGGGACCCGUGCUUCGUCAGUUAACACUGCUCCAAUUCAACGACAAAGUAUUCAAGAUGCGACACGGACCAACGGUGAACUAACGGUAACGUUACAAGCGGCGUACAGCGGUGCGUUUAGUUCAAACUGGCGCUAACUGACGUUACGAAUCUGGCGUCAGACUAACUUAAUUAACCGUUAUUAAAUCCUUUUUCAAACUCUUAAAUAUUGUGUAUCCAACGGUAACACAUUAGUGAUCGUUUUCUAGAGGAUACCAGAAUGCAAAGUGACAAAGCCGAGCCGAGUGAGGCCAAGAGCGCCGAGUGUGCGAGCACAGGCGACCCGGAGAAGAAAGCGCUGAGCGUCGUGGAGACGGACGGUCUCAAGCCGAAAGGGAUAAGUGCGGUCGCGGUGCUCUGGACGUUUGGGAAAUGUCUGGGCGCUUUGCUGCCCGUCUACCUGGCCGGUUACUACCGGGUCAGCACCAGCCUGUUGGUGUUCGGGAUGAUGAUCUACACGGGAUGGAAACAUGCCCGAGAAGCCAAGGAGACGCGCCUGAGGUCAGCCAUGCAGCUGCUCAACAACGAGGAGGAGUACACGUCCAUGAAAGUGUCCAAAGGCAAGCGAGGCCUCCCGGCGUGGGUCAGCUUUCCAGAUGUUGAGAAGGUUGAGUGGCUGAAUAAGGUGCUGCAGCAGGUGUGGCCAUUUGUUGGCCAAUACCUUGAGAAGCUGCUGGUGGAAACCAUUGCUCCAUCUAUCCGAGCCUCAAGUGCCCACCUCCAAACCCUCAGCUUUACAAAAGUGGAUAUGGGAGACAAGGCCAUGAAGGUUGUCGGGAUCAAGGCACACACGGAGAAUGACAAAGGACAAGUUCUGCUAGAUCUGUAUAUUAGCUAUGUUGGCAAUGUAGAGAUCGACGUUGAGGUGAAGAGAUACUUCUGCAAAGCUGGAGUCAAAGGAAUACAGCUACAUGGGAUGAUGCGGGUGAUUUUGGAGCCCCUGAUUGGAGAUGUGCCCAUAGUGGGUGCGGUCACCAUGUUUUUCAUCCAGCGGCCUAAACUAGACAUCAAUUGGACUGGAAUGACUAAUUUGUUGGACAUCCCUGGACUGAAUGUCAUGUCUGACAGCAUGAUUAUGGACGCCAUUGCCUCCUUCUUGGUGCUGCCCAACCGCCUGGUUGUCCCCCUGGUUCCAGACCUGCAUGUGGCCGAACUACGCUCUCCUUUGCCCAGGGGUGUGGUACGCAUCUACCUACUGGAGGCACAGAAUCUAGCAGCCAAGGACAGCUACGUGAAAGGGGUUAUGGCUGGCUUGUCUGACCCCUAUGCCAUAUUGAGGGUUGGCCCUCAGACCUUCACCUCCAAACACAUUGACAACACAGACUCUCCCAAGUGGGAAGAGAUUUAUGAGGUUAUAGUCCAUGAAGUGCCUGGUCAAGAGUUGGAGGUGGAGGUAUAUGACAAAGACACAGACCAGGAUGAUUUCCUGGGCAGGACCAAAUUGGAUUUGGGCAUUGUGAAGAAAUCCAUAGUCGUCAAUGAUUGGUUCACUUUGAAAGAAACUCCGUCGGGACGGGUUCAUUUCAAACUGGAGUGGUUGUCCUUGCUGCCCAGCACUGAUCGACUAGAGCAGAUCAUAAAGAGGAAUGAAAGCAUCACCAGUAAGACUGCCGAUCCACCUUCCUCAGCCAUCUUGGUUGUAUAUCUGGACAAGGCUGAGGCACUUCCUAUGAAGAAGGGAUAUAAAGAGCCCAAUCCCAUGGUGCAGUUGUCUGUGCAGGACAUCACCAGAGAGAGCAAGACUUGCUACACAACCAAUAAUCCAGAGUGGGAGGAAGCUUUUACCUUCUUCAUCCAGGAUCCUCGCAAGCAGGACAUAGACAUUCAGGUGAAGGACGCUGACCGCGUGCAGACAUUGGGCAGUCUGACCAUCCCGUUGUCCCGUCUGCUGUCCAAUUCUAAUCUGUCUCUGGACCAGUGGUUCCAGUUGGACAACUCUGGAUCUGCCAGUCGCGUCUAUAUCAAAACAGUUCUAAGGGUCCUGUGGUUAGAUGAGGAACGUAUUCCAUCUGAUGCGUCAUCUAAUCUGGAGUCUGGAAUGUCCAGACAGCUGCCCCAGCAGACCUCCCCUCAUCCUAGCUUUGCCACAGAGGGACUGCUUAGAAUUCACCUGUUGGCAGGACAGAACCUUGUUCCGAAAGAUAACCUAAUGGGAGGCAUGGUAAAAGGCAAGAGUGACCCCUAUGUCAAGAUUAACAUCGGGGGCGAAACAUUCACAAGUCAGGUUAUCAAGAGUAAUCUUAACCCCACGUGGAAUGAGAUGUAUGAGGUGAUUCUCACCCAGCUGCCUGGCCAAGACCUGCACAUGGAGGUGUUUGAUAAAGACAUGGACAUGAAGGAUGAUUUCAUGGGCAGGCUGAAGAUCAGUCUGAAGGACAUCAUCAAUUCACAGUUCACUGAUCAGUGGUACACGCUCAGUGAUGUGAAGUCUGGUCGAGUUCACCUGAUACUGGAAUGGGUAAUGACAGCCUCAGAGUCAGACAGAUUGGACCAGGUCCUUCAGUUCUAUUCCAGGCAGUCCUACCAAAAUAAGGCGGUUCCCUCAGCAGGCCUACUGUUUGUCUUCAUGGGGCAAGCGGAUGGCUUACCAGUUAAGAAGAGCGGUAAGGAGCCAAAAGUAGGGGCAGAGGUUACUCUUGGAGAAAUGUCCCGCAAAACAACAGUGUGUGAUCGUACCACAUCACCUCAGUGGAAUGAAGCAUUCUGCUUCUUGGUUCGAGACCCCAGAAAAGAUAUUCUUGUUGCUAAGCUCUCCCACAGCUGGACCUUGCCCAUUGGUUCCCUGGUGGUUCCUAUCAGAGAGCUGCUCUCUGAACCGGAGCUGGUCCUGGACCAGUGGUUCCAUUUGGAUGGAGCCUCACCUGAGAGUCAGGUUCUUCUGAAGGCUGAACUCAAGAUGCUGAUUCCCAGCAAAUGUCCGGGUACCACUGAUAAGGCCAUUGUCACUUCAGCAUCAGACCCUUCCCCGGCUCCAAGAAAACAGGAAAUAGACACAGUGCUUAGGUCAAGUUCAGUGGACGUUCCUCGUGUGGAGACUAUUGUCUCCUCAGUGACCUCACAUGAAGAUGUUGAUGUAAAGGAAACAGCAGCUGUUGUGACUGAAGAGAAGGUGGAAGAACUACCAAGCUCUGCAAUAGUACAACCUCCUCAUACUUCCCCAGACCUCAGCUUUGCCAGUGAGGGGCUGCUGAGAAUCGUCCUGUUGGAGGCCCAAAGUCUGGUUGCCAAAGAUAACAUGAUGGGUGGUAUGGUGAAGGGCAAGAGUGACCCGUAUGCCAAGAUAAGGGUCACGUUGUUGGAGGGAGUUGCGUUUAAGAGUCAUGUGAUCAAGGAGAAUCUCAACCCAGUCUGGAAUGAGAUGUAUGAGGUGGUGCUGAGGCCUCAGGCAGGACAAGAGGUGCAAGUAGAGCUGUAUGACAAAGACAUGGACAAAGAUGACUUCCUGGGCAGAUACAAAAUCAGUGUGGCAGACAUCAUCUGUUCCCAGUACACAGACCAGUGGUACACCCUAAAUGACGUGAAGUCUGGACGCGUUCGCCUGAUACUGGAGUGGGUACCAGCAGUGUCGCAUAAUGACACCCUGGACCAAGUGAUGCAUGUGCAGUCUCUCCAGUCUUACCAGGACAAGACUGUUCCCUCUGCAGCCCUGCUCUUUGUUUAUGUUGACAGAGCACACUCAUUGCCUUUUAAGAAAAGUGGAAAGGAGCCCAAGGCUGGAGCCGAGCUUGUCUUUGGUAAAACAACCUACAAAACCAAGGUAUGUGAUCGCUCCAGAUCACCUCAGUGGGAUGAGGCGUUCCACUUCCUGGUUCGCAACCCUAGAGAGGAGAUGCUCAUAAUAAAAUUGUCGAGCGCGUGGGACCAGCCAAUGGGAUCUAUUGUAGUCUCUGUGAGAGAGCUGCUCUCUGAACCACAGCUGGUCCUGGACCAGUGGCUGCCUCUGGAUGGAGCCUUACCUGAAAGUGAGAUCUUACUGAGGGCUGAACUCAAGGUCCUGAGCUCAAGGAUGACUGAGGCUCCACAGCCUUCUGCGACUGGUUCAAAGAAGGAAGACACGGUUGUUUCCACAGCCAGUGAGGACAAAACAAGCUCAGAGCUGACAGAAGAUGAAUCGAUUGCCGUAUCCAGCCCGUUUAAAUACUCUGAAGCAGAAGAUGCUGCGGCCUCCGCAGAAGAUGCUGCUCCCGCUGAACCAGCUGCCAUUCACACUGCGCUUGAUACAUUCCCUGCUGCUGCACUGGUGGAGGAGCCAACAGAUCCAGAAGAGCAUCCCACACAGUCGGACACAGCAGUUGAAGAAGACUUUGAACCGCAGAAAAUGCAAACAGCGGGUACUGGUUUAGGCAACCUUGCUCAAGCCACAGUGACUAGUCUUCCCACUGACACCCUGGGGCCAGCAGAGGUCACAGAAGUUCUUCAACCACACACAACCCCCAGCCAGGACUUUGGUGAAGAGGGGCUGCUGAGGAUUCACCUGCUGGAGGCCCAGAAUCUGGUUGCCAAGGAUAACCUGAUGGGGGGCAUGGUGAAGGGCAAGAGCGACCCCUAUGUCAAGAUCAACAUCGGGGGAGUUACAUUUAAAAGUCAUGUCAUCAAGGAGAAUCUGAACCCAACAUGGAAGGAAAUGUAUGAGCUGGUUUUGAGUGGGCGCAGCGUUCAGGAGAUCAAGUUUGAAGCAUUUGAUAAGGAUUUAGAUGCUGACGACUUCCUUGGCAGAUUCAGUAUUAAGCUAAAUGAGGUCAUCAGAUCCCAGUACACAGAUCAGUGGUACACUCUGAAUGAUGUGAAGUCUGGCCGGGUCCACUUGAUUCUGGAAUGGGUUCCUACAGUGUCAAAUUCAGUCAGACUUGACGAGGUCCUGGAGCUUCAAUCUCUCCAGUCUUAUCAAAACAAAGCUGUCCCCUCCGCUGCUCUACUUUUUGUCCACUUGGCGAGAGCACAUUCAUUACCUUUGAAGAAGAGUGGAAAGGAACCCAAAGCAGGAGCUGAACUUGUUUUGGGUGAAACAACCUACAAAACCAAACUGUGUGAGCGCAGCACCAAUCCUCAGUGGAAUGAGUGUUUCUACUUCCUGGUCCAUGACCCGAAACAUCAGAUGCUUGUAGUAAAGUUGUCCAGUGGUUGGGACCAGCCAAUGGGAUCACUGGUGAUUCCUGUGAAGGAGCUGCUUGCAGAGCCACAACUGGUCCUGGACCAGUGGUUCCAUCUGGAUGGAGCUGCACCUGAGAGUCAGAUCCUGCUGAGGGCUGAUCUCAAGGUUCUCCAUUCCAAAAUGGUGGAUAUGAUCAGUGCAGGGACUCUGCCGUGUGCUGCCUCUGGAUCUGGGCAGGUGAAGUUGUCUCUUUCUUACGCCUCGCAGGAGAGACAUCUCAUCGUCAUCGUCCAUGCCUGCAGAGGUCUGUUGUCUCAAAGUAAGGACGGAGUAGACAGCUAUGUGUCCCUCAUGCUGCUGCCAGACAAAAGCAAGGCCACCAAGAGGAAGACGGCCGUGAAGAAAAGAGACCUCAACCCAGAAUACAAUGAGAGGUUUGAGUACGAUCUGUCUGUGGAUGAGACGAGGUUCAAACGCCUCAUUGUAUCAGUGAAGAAUAACUCGGCCUCGUUCAGGAGCCGCGACAUUAUUGGACAGGUGCAGAUCGAGUUGGCCCAGGUUGACCUGAUUUCUGGUGUCGCAGAAUGGUUCACCCUGAAAGAUGAAGCUGAAUAGUCGUUCUGCUCACUAGUGUCAAAGUACAACGAUGAUGUCACCGCUCAACCUGGCAUUGUGCCACUGCUGCAGCUCACAAUGAUGCCUUCUCCUUCCCACCUCUGCAAACAGUACCACCGUGGCAGCCUUACCUGCAUUCACCCGGCUCUCCAUGUGUUACCAUAUAGUAUAGAAUUGGACUGCACAGUAUAUUCACAUACAUCGAUAAGAUAAGUAGGCUGAUGUAGCUAAGUUGACAAGGACAGAGGGAAAGUUCGUAUUGACUGAAGGUUACUUUACGAUAUGAAGAGAUAAUAGUUUUAGGAUUGAGUGGAGCAAGUGAAGGAUGAACAGAUCCAGAAAGAAUGAAGUCAUAUUUAGUUGUUUUGUUUGCUUUUCUUGGUGCAAGAAUGUUUUAGAUCUGAGAGUAUCUUGUCUGAAGUGCAGUUUUUUGGGUUCUGUUUUAUGACAGGCUUACAUUGAAGUUAUUCUAUAUUUCACAGCACCUUGCUAUGUUUGUGUUUGAAAUUGCUUUUGAAAAUCAUUUUUAUACGAUUUUGUUUUUUACAAGACAUGUAUUAGUUACACUGAUGUCACAAUUAUAUCAUGUUUGAUUUUGUGUAUAUUUGCAAAGAUUUUUGAUAAGUUCCAAUGCUGUUUGUUGAAAGAUGGUAUGACAAAAAUAGAGAUUUUGCACACCUCA
This is a messenger RNA of Anarrhichthys ocellatus (wolf-eel), 6433 nucleotides long. RefSeq names its product extended synaptotagmin-like protein 1b (gene esyt1b). Gene Ontology annotation, molecular function: phosphatidylcholine binding; phosphatidylethanolamine binding; phosphatidylinositol binding. The transcript is spliced from 52 exons. Gene Ontology annotation, cellular component: endoplasmic reticulum membrane. NCBI's taxonomy places the organism in Eukaryota, Metazoa, Chordata, Actinopteri, Perciformes, Anarhichadidae. Gene Ontology annotation, biological process: lipid transport. The coding region runs from base 265 to 5751 and encodes 1828 amino acids. The record is from RefSeq and is a predicted model, not a curated record.